GAGAAAUGACGAUUAUUCGCCGAGGCAACGUCUUCGACUCGUUGGGGGAGUUUCACUUCGGAUCCAACAGCCUCUCCCAUCCCCGAUCUAGUAUAUGUGGCAAGAUUUCAAAUUUUGCCGAAGUAUGUUUCGACUGGAAGGAGACGUCAGAGGCGCACGUGUUCAAGGCCGACCUCCCAGGGCUGAAGAAGGAGGAGGUGAAGGUGGAGGUGGAGGAACAAGGGCGGUGGCUUUGGAUCAGCGGGGAGAAGAAGCGGGAAACAGAGGAGAAGGGCAUAAUCUGGCAUCACAUGGAGCGCAGUAGUGUCAACUUCCAACGACACUUCCGUUUACCGGAAAAUGCGAAGGUGGACGGCGUGAGGGCCGCCAUGGAGAACGGCGUUCUCACCGUCACGGUACCUAAGGAGGAGGUUAAGAAGGUUGGCGUGAUGUCCAUAGAGAUCUCGGGCUGA
Molecule: messenger RNA, 452 nt
Organism: Dendrobium catenatum
Lineage: Eukaryota; Viridiplantae; Streptophyta; Magnoliopsida; Asparagales; Orchidaceae
Product: 18.1 kDa class I heat shock protein-like
Exons: 1
Coding region: 6-452 (148 amino acids)
Biological process (GO): protein complex oligomerization; response to hydrogen peroxide; response to salt stress
Source: RefSeq, a predicted model, not a curated record